AUGUCGUCCCCUCCCAAGCUCACACCCACCGAGCACUUCAACAAGGUUGCAGAAAAGUACGAGGCCAUUACUGGCGGAGCUACUCGUGAACUCGCCCAUCAUGCCAUCUCCUCCAUCGCGGCCCUAAAGCCGCUGACUUCAGAGUCCAACAUCCUCGACAACGCUUGCGGCACGGGCAUUGUCACUGACAUCAUCCUCAAAUCUGGGAUCAAGCCUGAAAUCCACGCCGUCGAUGUCGCGGAGAACAUGGUCAGCAUUGCUAGCAAUCGGUUCUCUUCUCAUCCAAACGUCCACACGGCCGUCAUUAGCGGCGAGGAACUUCUAUUUCCUGAUGAUACCUUCACACGCUCUAUUACAAACCUCGGCCUGAUGUACUUCACCGACGCGGCAAAGGGUGCAAGAGAGAUAGUGCGUACACUUAAGCCUGAUGGAGUAGCCGUUGUCACAGGCUGGACCGCGAUGGGACACAUCAAGAUUAUCCAGGAGGUCCAGGCGCAGAUCCGCCCCGAUGAAACGCCGUUCAAGCCGCCUGUUCCUGAGAUCUGGCUCGACCCUGAGCAUACCAAAGCCGUGCUAUCAAGUGCUGGGCUCGAAGUGACCAGCACUCCCAUUGACGUGCAUCUGGGCGGCGAGACGGCGGAUGCAGUCGCUGAUCUUCUGUUUCAUGGGUUCGGCUCCAAGGUAUUUCCUUCCUGGAGCGUGGAGGAACAGGCGAUGGGCGCUGAAGUUAUGAAAAAGAUUGUGCGGGAGCAGGUCGUUCCGUUCACUAGACCCUUUGGAUCUGGUGUUGGUAUCAGGGUAUCAGGAACUAUCUUUGUUGCGCGUAAGAGAUCUAGCCGUGGACUAGGUUCAUGA
Messenger RNA from Fusarium tjaetaba, 855 nucleotides. RefSeq names its product ubiquinone menaquinone biosynthesis methyltransferase ubiE. Bases 1 to 855 code for a protein of 284 amino acids. The transcript has a single exon. Gene Ontology annotation, molecular function: methyltransferase activity. NCBI's taxonomy places the organism in Eukaryota, Fungi, Ascomycota, Sordariomycetes, Hypocreales, Nectriaceae. The record is from RefSeq and is a predicted model, not a curated record.